Diabrotica virgifera virgifera (western corn rootworm) is the source of this 693-nucleotide messenger RNA. RefSeq lists its product as uncharacterized. The transcript has 2 exons. The coding region runs from base 89 to 478 and encodes 129 amino acids. Gene Ontology annotation, molecular function: zinc ion binding. Lineage: Eukaryota; Metazoa; Arthropoda; Insecta; Coleoptera; Chrysomelidae. The record is from RefSeq and is a predicted model, not a curated record.
UGGGGAAAAUGCCGUAGACUCAGGCCAUGUAAAUGGCGUGGUGUUUGAUGGGAAGCUACUAAUCAUACGUGGAAAUGUCCAUGCAAGUAUGAAAGAUCGUGUUUACAAGGUUGAGAUAAAACUUGAUAGCGACCAUGAGGUUGAGGAGGCUACGUGCACUUGCCCAAGAGGACAGUUGAUAUGCCACCAUAUGGCAGCUUUGCUAAUUUAUGCGUAUCAUAAUGUAUCUGUGACAGAUGUGGCUUGUUCUUGGGCUAUCAAGAAGCAGCCAACAUGUGAUAGAGUGGAAACGAUUGAUGACAAAUAUGGGGCACAGGCCCCACAUCAAUCUAUCCGCGGACCCAUAACCAGGGAGCCAUUUGAUAAGGCCAGGGAUACAUUUGGGUCAUAUGAAAAUGUUGUGGCAUGUAGAUUUCUUCUCAGGAAGGAACCAAAGAUCCCAGAGGAUAAUAGAUGUAGAAAGUGUUGUAUUUUCUAAACAAUACCUGGAUGCAAGUGACAAACUCUUGUAUAUUCAGGAGUCCUUAAAAAUUUCGGACAGAACGAGGCAAGAAAUAUGUGUAAAAACUGUGGGGCAGUCAUCCAAUGCCACAUGGCUAAUUACGAGGAAGAAUAGGCUAACUUCUAGCAAUUUCGGAACUAUUCUAUCAGCAAUAAACCGGAAUAGGUUCCCCAAAUCCUUGUUUAGAAGAC